Salarias fasciatus (jewelled blenny) is the source of this 2404-nucleotide messenger RNA. RefSeq names its product solute carrier family 35 member F5. Gene Ontology annotation, cellular component: membrane. The record is from RefSeq and is a predicted model, not a curated record. The coding region runs from base 262 to 1710 and encodes 482 amino acids. The transcript is spliced from 16 exons. Lineage: Eukaryota; Metazoa; Chordata; Actinopteri; Blenniiformes; Blenniidae.
GUGAAGGGAGGGUGUGCUAAUGUUUACAACCGUGUGACUGGAUAUCCCUUUACUCUUUAAACUGCCACUUUUCUGAGGCGAUUUCAUGCGUGUGCAAAAUGGCUCUUAAAUCAAAUUGCAACGUGGAUGACUUCCCCUGGGAUUCAGAUUGGUGUUAACAGUGAAUCUGUUGCUGGAUCAUACUGCGAAUCAAAGCUGGCACUCCAGAGAGCGCGGCGGUAACAUUUCAGAGGCUUCAUCGUGGUGGCAUUCGGCGUCCUGAUGGAGUGGGUGUUCAUCAUGAACCGGAUGGGCUCUCAGAGCAGCUCUGCGGCCCAGCGGAGGCGGAUGGCUCUGGGGGUGGUGAUACUCCUGCUGGUGGAUGUCAUCUGGGUGGCUUCUUCAGAACUGACCUCAUACAUUUUCAAGCAAAAGGAGUACAACAAGCCCUUCUUCAGCACCUUCACCAAGACCUCCAUGUUUGUGUUGUACUUGCUGGGCUUCCUGUUGUGGCGGCCCUGGAGGCAGCAGUGCACCGGCUCGCUCAAACGCCGGCGCUCAGCUUUUUUUGCUGAUGCUGAGGCCUACUUCGCAUCCUGCACGACUGACAGCACUGUGAAUAACUGUCUGAGUGAACCACUGUAUGUGCCGGUGAAGUUCCAGGAUGUGCCCACGGAGCACUCGCACAGCCUGAUCGGAGACUGUGACACAACAUCCAAAAAGCAGCGGGUGCGUUUCAGUAACAUCAUGGAGGUGCGUCAGCUGCCCUCCACUCAGGCCCUGGAGGCCAAGCUUUCCCGCAUGUCCUACCCCGCCGCCAAGGACCACGAGGCCAUGCUGCGCUCGGUGGGCAAGCUCACCAUCACAGACGUGGCUAAAAUCAGCUUCUUCUUCUGCUUCGUGUGGUUCCUGGCCAACCUCUCCUACCAGGAGGCUCUGUCCGACACGCAAGUCGCCAUUGUCAAUAUUCUGUCCUCCACCUCAGGCCUGUUUACGCUCAUCCUCGCAGCCAUAUUUCCCAGCAACAGCAGUGACCGGUUCACCCUGUCCAAGCUCCUGGCCGUGGCUUUGAGCAUGGGUGGUGUUGCCCUUGUGAGUCUCUCCAGUAUGGACAACCCUGAUGAAAAAGGCGUUAUUGGGACUCUGUGGUCUCUGGCCGGCGCCGUGCUCUACGCAGUCUACAUCGUAAUGAUCAAGAGACGAGUGGAUCGGGAGGAUAAGCUUGACAUUCCAAUGUUCUUUGGGUUUGUGGGUUUGUUCAACCUGCUGCUGCUGUGGCCGGGCUUCCUCUUGCUCCACUACACGGGCUUCGAGGCCUUCGAACUCCCCAGUCAGCUGGUGUGGACGUACAUCCUCAUCAACGGCCUCAUUGGAACCGUCCUCUCCGAGUUCCUCUGGCUCUGGGGCUGUUUCCUCACGUCUUCUCUAAUUGGGACUCUAGCAUUAAGCCUCACCAUCCCGCUCUCCAUUAUGGCUGAUAUCUGCAUGCAGAAAGUUCGGUUCUCGUGGUUGUUUUUUGCCGGAGCGGUCCCCGUCUUCCUCUCCUUCUUCAUCGCCACGCUUCUGUGUCACUACAACAACUGGGACCCCGUCCUGGUGGGGCUGAGGAGACUAUACGCCUUCAUCUGCAGGAAACACCGCACUCAGAGGCUGCCUGAAGACAGCGAGCAGUGCGAAAGCCUCAUCCCUCUGCACGACGUCUCCGCCAGCGACGGGAGCUUCUGUUCCUGAUCCAGCCGCCGAAACCCAAUGGGAGCAGCGUGGAUCGCACACGGCCAGAGACAUUUAUCUUCACCCCAGUGCCUCUUAUCAGAUCUAUUUAUUUUCUACAGUGUUUUACAUUUUCACAAGCUCUACUUUAUUUUCACUUUGUUUUUUUUUUUUGUUUUUUUGUCUGUGUGUGAAACACUUGACGGUACUGGACGUCGUCGUUUCUUACUGUGACCAAAUGAAGCGGUACAGGUUGGUACAGACCACAUCAAUCGGAGAAGGUCAUCUGAAGACUCGCCGCUUGUUUUUUAUUUUUAUUUUUUUUGAAGACUGAAUACGUCUUUAAAAAGAAAUUCAAUGAGAAGGUUGAGUUUUCCAUAGAAAACUGGAUCUCUCCUCAUAUGAGUGCGAAAGUCAUUCAUAUAUUCUGUAAUCUCCUUUUCUUUGUGGGAUUUUUGUGACCAACAGUCAACAUUUCUGCACACGUAAUCACAAAAUAUUGAACUCUGAUUUCCAUUCAUGAAGAAGAAACACUACAACUGGGCAGGAAAGCUGCUCCGAGCGCAACACUGCCCCCCCCAGAGGACAGACUGCCAUGAGGGGGCGGAGUCGACGCCGCCUGGUCGUAAACUCUCUGCCAUAAGCUAUAAAAAGGCCUUCGCUGCAAUAAUGGCUCCUCUGCUCGAACGAGCAGUUUCCCUUUCAGAAGUGGCUG